Eremomyces bilateralis CBS 781.70 is the source of this 1508-nucleotide messenger RNA. RefSeq names its product Brix-domain-containing protein. The record is from RefSeq and is a predicted model, not a curated record. The transcript is spliced from 3 exons. Gene Ontology annotation, cellular component: nucleolus. Bases 37 to 1008 code for a protein of 323 amino acids. Lineage: Eukaryota; Fungi; Ascomycota; Dothideomycetes; Eremomycetales; Eremomycetaceae. Gene Ontology annotation, molecular function: rRNA binding. Gene Ontology annotation, biological process: ribosomal large subunit assembly; maturation of LSU-rRNA from tricistronic rRNA transcript (SSU-rRNA, 5.8S rRNA, LSU-rRNA).
UUUACAAGAACCACUUCGCAUAUAUCGCCGGCCAGGAUGUUAAAAACAGUAAAACCCAAGACCGCUCGGUCCAAGAGGAUCCUGGAGAAGAAACAACCGCAAUUAGUCGAGAACCCGAAGACAACCCUCUUCCUCCGCGGCCAGAAUGCAAGCCAGGUCGUCCAGCUCGCCCUCGCCGACCUAAACGCCCUCAAACGACCGUUGUCCAUCCGAUUCACCAAGAAGAACGAUGGCAUCCAUCCGUUCGAGGACCCGUCGUCGCUCGAGUUCUUCUCUGAGAAGAACGAUGCCGCGCUCCUCGUCUUCGGCUACCAUAGCAAGAAGCGCCCGCAUUGCUUGACAUUCAUCCGCUGUUUCAGCCACAAGGUGCUGGAUAUGCUGGAGCUGUACAUCGAUCCGGAGUCGUUCCGCACGCUGAACCAGUUCAAGAACGAGAAGUGCGCCGUGGGCGCGAAACCGCUGCUGUCCUUCUCGGGGACGCCGUUUGAGAGUCCGACCACCAAUGCAUACAGCGUCGCCAAGAGUCUGUUCGUGGAUUUAUUCCGCGGCCAUGACGCCCCCAGCAUCGAUAUCGAGGGGUUGCAGUACAUGAUCCAUAUCAGCGCGGAAGAAGAGGUGGAGGGCCAGCCGGCGCCGAAGAUCCGGAUGCGGGUCUACAAGCUCGUCACGAAGCGGAGUGGGGAGAAGACGCCGCUGGUCGAGCUGGAGGAGAUGGGGCCACGGAUCGACUUCCAUGUUGGGAGGCAUAAGCAAGCGGACGAAUCAAUCAUGAAGGAGGCGUUGAAGAGGCCGAGGGCGCUCGAGGCCAGGACGAAGAAGAACAUCGAAACAGAUAUCGUGGGAGACAAGGUCGGCCGGAUCCAUGUCGGCAAGCAAGACCUCACCCAUCUGCAGACCCGAAAGAUGAAGGGUCUGAAACGCGAUCGGGGGGAGUCAACUGUGGACGCGACCGACCUCAAAGAACGCUCUGCAAGCCCGCCGCCAAAGAAAUCUCGUGCCGAGACUUGAGAUGUUCCGCGACUCUCACGAUGCAAGCAUAUCCAUCCACAUGGGUUGUCGAUACUAAAUUCACCAAGGAGUCGUGUUGCAGGUCUCGACAAGUUAUGGUGGAAAGAGGGGGCCAAUCCCCCCGUUUCGUCGUCACUGUCAUGAGCUGUUUUGUUGUGCCAGGGUGUUUUGGUAGAGGCGCUAGGAGCGGGAAAAUCAGCGAUAGGGUUAUCGGCGAGGAGGAUUAGGAAAACAUACCAACAAGUUUCGCAGCAGGACGACAAUGGUCAUCUUGCCAAUCGCGGGGAUAUAUAUCGAGGCGCGAUCUUUGACGCCGGGCGCGAAGUUCUACGAGGCGUUAGUGUCAAGCGAAGGAUGACAGGGAGAGCACCUAACCUUUUCGCUGGAGAAGUUGAUGCAGACCGCGCCGUCUUUGAUCAGCUCCAACGGCACCUUGAACUUGUCGCCAGGUACACCGCUAAUGACCACAUCACUCAGUGGAAUGCAGUCCUUCAUCGUCC